Molecule: messenger RNA, 3261 nt
Organism: Sapajus apella (tufted capuchin)
Lineage: Eukaryota; Metazoa; Chordata; Mammalia; Primates; Cebidae
Gene: ZNF823
Product: zinc finger protein 823
Exons: 5
Coding region: 431-2299 (622 amino acids)
Biological process (GO): regulation of DNA-templated transcription
Source: RefSeq, a predicted model, not a curated record
AAAAGAGUGAGACUGCAUCUCAAAAAAAAAAAAAAAAAGAAAAAAAAGACAUCAUUGGGACAGCUUUCAGGUUGGUAGACACAUUGAUGUGCUGGGAAGGUGGUAUCACUCAAGAGGGAAAGCUUUACCCAUCCCUGCCCUUUCCCUUGCUGAAUACCCUUUAUAACAAACUAGUAACCUUAAGUGUUUUGCUGAGUUUCAUGAGUUGUUUUAGCCAAUUAUUGAACCAGAGGCUGGUGCUGUUGUAUUUAUACUGAGUUGGUUAAAAGGUUAGUUCCUGGGGCUUGCAAAUGGCAUCUGCAGUAGGGGCCUGUUGUGGGACUGAGCCCUUCAGUAAGAAACUUAUGGGAUCUGUGUUAAUUCUGUGUGGUGUAAGAAUUGAAUUAUUGGACACCCAGUUGUUGCUGGAGAAUUGAUUGGCGUUCAACAAAUGGCACACCUUUGUUAUCAGAAGUCAGAGGCACCACAGGACUCAGUGGCUUUUGAGGAUGUGGCUGUGAACUUUACACAAGAGGAGUGGGCUUUGCUGGGUCCAUCACAGAAGAGUCUCUACAGAAAUGUAAUGCAGGAAACCAUUAGGAACCUGGACUGCAUAGAAAUGAAAUGGGAGGACCAGAACAUUGAAGAUCAGUGCCAAAAUCCCAGGAGAAAUCUAAGAAGUCAUACAUGUGAAGUUAUUGAUGAUAGUCAAUGUGGAGAAACUUUUAGCCAGAUUCCAGAGAGUCUUGUGAACAAAAACACUCCUGGAGUAAAUCCAUGUGACAGCAGUGAGUGUGGAGAAGUCGUCAUGGGUCAUUCAUCUCUUAAUUGCAGUGUCAGAAUUGACACUGGCCACAAAUCAUGGGAGCAUCAAGAAUAUGGAGAGAAGCCAUAUACACAUAAACAAUGUGGGAAAGCCAAUAGUCAUCAGCACUGCUUUCAGACACAUGAAAGGCCUCCCACUGGAAAGAAACCCUUCGAUUGUAAAGAAUGUACAAAAACUUUCAGUUCUCUUGGAAACCUUCGAAGACACAUGGCAGCACACCAUGGAGAUGGACCUUAUAAAUGUAAGUUAUGUGGGAAAGCCUUUGUUUGGCCCAGUUUAUUUCAUUUGCAUGAAAGAACUCACACUGGAGAGAAACCGUAUGAAUGUAAGCAGUGUUCUAAAGCCUUUCCUUUUUAUAGUUCCUAUCUAAGACAUGAGAGAAUACACACGGGAGAGAAAGCAUAUGAAUGUAAGCAGUGUUCCAAAGCCUUCCCUGAUUACAGUACCUAUCUAAGACAUGAAAGAACUCACACGGGAGAGAAACCCUAUAAAUGUACACAAUGUGGGAAAGCCUUCAGCUGUUACUAUUACACUCGACUACAUGAAAGGACUCACACUGGAGAACAACCCUAUGCAUGUAAGCAAUGUGGCAAAACAUUUUAUCAUCACACAAGCUUUCGAAGACACAUGAUAAGGCACACUGGAGAUGGACCACAUAAAUGUAAGAUAUGUGGGAAAGGUUUUGAUUGUCCUAGUUCAGUUCGAAAUCAUGAAACUACUCACACUGGAGAGAAACCCUAUGAAUGUAAGCAGUGUGGGAAAGUGUUAUCUCAUAGCUCCAGCUUUCGAAGUCACAUGAUAACACACACAGGAGAUGGACCCCAGAAAUGCAAGAUAUGUGGAAAAGCCUUUGGUUGUCCCAGCUUAUUUCAAAGACAUGAAAGGACUCACACUGGAGAGAAACCCUAUACAUGUAAACAAUGUGGGAAAGCCUUCAGUCUUUCCGGUUCCCUUCGAAGACAUGAAGCAACUCACAGUGGAGUGAAACCCUAUAAAUGUAAAUGUGGGAAAGCCUUUAGUGAUCUCUCUUCCUUUCAAAAUCAUGAAACAACUCACACUGGAGAGAAGCCAUAUGAAUGUAAGGAAUGUGGGAAAGCGUUCAGUUGUUUCAAAUACCUUUCUCAACAUAAAAGGACCCACACAGUAGAAAAACCUUAUGAGUGUAAAACAUGUAGGAAAGCCUUUGGUCAUUUCAGUAACUUAAAAGUCCAUGAAAGAAUUCACUCUGGAGAGAAGCCAUAUGAAUGUAAGGAAUGUGGGAAAGCAUUCUCUUGGCUCACUUGCCUUCUAAGACAUGAAAGAAUCCACACUGGAGAGAAACCCUAUGAAUGUCAGCAAUGUGGUAAAUCCUUCACUCGUUCCCGUUUCCUUCGAGGACAUGAAAAAACUCACACUGGAGAGAAGCUGUAUGAAUGUAAGGAAUGUGGGAAGGCAUUGAGCUCUCUGCGUUCCUUGUAUAGACAUAAAAGGACUCACUGGAAAGAUUCUCUGUAAAUGUAUGGAAUGUGGGAAGACUUAUUCAGUACUUGUAUUUAAUUUCAGAAACUUGAAAGAACUCACUUUGGAGACAGACCUCAUGAAUGUAAAGAUGUGAUAAAGCCUUAAGUAGUUUCAAUUUUUUAAGUACAGUUAUCCGCCAAUAUACACAGGGGAUUGGUUCCAGCACCCCCUAAAUCCACAGUUGCCCAGUCCUUUCUUAUAUGGCAUAUUUGCAUGUAACCUAUCACAUCCUCAUGUAUACGGUGUAAAUCAUCUCUAGAUUACUGUUAAUACCUCAUGCAUUGUAAAAGCUAUGUAAAUAGUUGUUUGAUUGUAUUGUUUAGAGAUUCAUGACAAGAAAAAUAGUCUCUAUGUGUUCAAUGCAGACAGAGCCAUUGCAGGCCCACCUACAUAGUAUAUGCCACCCAGAACAUUAAAAUUUCUGUGUUUUAAUAUUCACAGAUUGCUUUUGUUUUGUGACCUGAGUGAGCAUGUCAACACUCAUCAAAAUCCUGCUUCUCUCUUGAUAACCCAUGUAUAAUUAUGGUGAUGAUGACUGCUGUAUGGUGCCUAACAUUGUCAUGUGUUGUAGCAUUAUAGAUAAGCAGUGAGACAUCAGGCUAACUUGAAUCUUGACAGAAUGUCAGGAUGAUCAUCAAUGCUGGAAGAACUAGGUUCUGACUGCAGUUGUUGACUUGUUGGAGGGGACUAAAUAAUACUAAUGUUGUGAUCUGUUCAGCCUCAGGGCUGCAGAUCCUUAACCAUGGAAGGUUCUGUGUUUAUAUUUGCAGGUGCUUAGUGAGAAAUAUAGGAAGCUAGUUUUUCUUUCUUUUUUUUUUUUUUCUUUUUUUGAGUCAUCAAAAAGAUCUUGCAGUGUUUGUUGGCAUGUUAUUCCAUGGUGACAUGGAGGCUUUGUUCCAUCAAAGGAUCUUACUUAAGGAUGAUAAACUUUCUUAACACUUUUGCCUGUUGAAAAA